GGUAAGAAAGAGCACAAGUUAUCAGGGCAGCCUGGGAUUCCACGCAAACCGUCAACUACCAUUCCAACUUCCCCGUUUUUCCCAAUUUCGAGUUCUCCUCUCCACGCCACUCUCAAAGGGACCACAAACCAGAACAGGGCAUCCUUUUCCUCUUUAAUGCCCGACAGAACUCUCCGUCGACGGCUUCACGGUGGACGGCGGUUACGGCCGCCCCACCCUUCCCAGUCCCCCAGGCAGCGGACGCCUCCUCCGCAUCGGCGAUCCACCAAACAGUCCAAGCCUCUUAAGAUACUGAAACGAAGUUCUUCAGAGCCCUACCUCUGGAGUGGUGUUAGCGUCGAAGAUCGGCACAGGAGUUUGGAGUCUUCCGGCAUCCUGUUUCGGCCUCAUACUUUCACAGACGUUUUCGCAUCUUCUCAUUCUCUUUCCGGUCUUGCUUCUUCAUCUUCAUCUUCUCAGCUGAGUUUUGAGGGGCCUGGAUAUAAUAAAGAUGCCAAGGUAGUUAUCAAUGUAUCAGUUGAAGGAAGUCCAGGACCAGUCCGGACCAUGGUUAAAUUGGGAUGCACUGUGGAACAGACUAUAAAGCUUGUUGUCAAUAAGUAUGCAGAAGAAGGGCGCUCUCCCAAACUAGAUCACAACUUUACUUUUGAAUUGCAUCAGUCCUACUUUAGCCUCCAAUGUAAGUGAAGGAAAGUCUCAAUCUUUCUAUUGAUUUUGGGUUUUGAAGGUGGUGAAUUUUAUUGAUUCUCGAUCUUCUGUUAUAUAUAUAUAUAUAUAUGGUCGGGUAGGUUUGGAUAAAUCAGAGUUGAUUGGGGAUGCUGUCAGCAGAAGCUUUUAUCUAAGGAAGAGUGACAGUGGUCAUAGUAACAAUGGGGAAUUGAAUUCCUUCAUUAAUUCAGCGAGUGCAAGCUCUCCGGCAGCCAUUCCACCACCGAUAUAUUUUCUCACAACCUUCAUAACUCGGAAGCUCAAUAAAAUAGUAAGAAUGACACGGAGGCUAUGGAAGGUCCUGGUUUGCAGCCAGUGAGGCUUGGAAUUUACAUCAUUCUGCAUAUACCAAUGCCAUUGUUGGAGUGAGCAAUUUAUUAUUAUGCUACUCUAACAGUAAUCCCAAUUAUUGUUAUUUCACAUCAUACAAUGACGGAAAAUGUAAGAUAUUACGUUGAUUAUUUCUAAUUGUUUUCUCAAUUAUUAAGUGAAAAAUGGAAAAGAAUCAUUUAUUAUAAAAUUGUUGUUUAAUU
Molecule: messenger RNA, 1241 nt
Organism: Rubroshorea leprosula
Lineage: Eukaryota; Viridiplantae; Streptophyta; Magnoliopsida; Malvales; Dipterocarpaceae
Source: the annotation of a GenBank genome assembly